Messenger RNA from Alternaria burnsii, 753 nucleotides. RefSeq lists its product as uncharacterized. The record is from RefSeq and is a predicted model, not a curated record. The coding region runs from base 1 to 753 and encodes 250 amino acids. The transcript is spliced from 2 exons. NCBI's taxonomy places the organism in Eukaryota, Fungi, Ascomycota, Dothideomycetes, Pleosporales, Pleosporaceae.
AUGGUCUUUCCAUUUCUCAAGCUCGCAGCGGAGCUGCGCAACCGUAUCUACUACUUCUUCGCCGUCCACGAGGAAAGACACGUACGGAUUCGCAAGGCCGAUGAAGUAUCUGGGGUCUUCGCUGGGCUUACGGGCGUUUCCCAACAAGUGAGAAGCGAAUAUCGACCGAUACAGCGCAGCGUGACUCAUGUCACUAUAUGCUGCAAUGAUAUCAACGACUUUGUCAACACCUUCCUGACAACAGAUCAAGACCGCGUCCAUCCUUUCAAAUCUAUCUGCAUCUCGGAGCAAAACUGGACUACAAAGUCACAGGAUCUCUUGCCUCUUGUCAAGGCAAAGGUCGCAAAUUCUGCCUUUUGGUGCAGGUUCGAAGCGGAUGUAGAUCAGCGCGAGGGCGAUUCAUCGUUGCAAACUUUCGGUCGCAUCCAACAAAUUGAGUACCAGAGAGGUUGCGUCACGGCGCUGAACGAAAUGCUGAACAACGAAAACGCAUGUUGGAGAGACAAGAUAAUGAAUGACGAGAUCACUGCGCUCAGACUAUAUAUCUGGGCCUUGCCUUUUCAUGGCCUUCAUGUGUCUUUCGGGUCCGGUCACAUUCCCCAGGGUAUCAUCGCGUUUCGUACAGGUGAUGAUAAAGAAAAGUUGGCGGAGUUCUUCAACCAUAUGUGGAAAUCUUGGGGGUUCAGUCCUGACUUUAGGAAGUUCCUUGUGGUCAAACACUGCGAAGACGGAAUUGAUAUUGGCCAUUAUUGA